Messenger RNA from Dovyalis caffra, 153 nucleotides. Lineage: Eukaryota; Viridiplantae; Streptophyta; Magnoliopsida; Malpighiales; Salicaceae. The record is from the annotation of a GenBank genome assembly.
AUGGAGGAGCAACAAUCGGUGGAUAAGGAAAGAUUGGUACCUAUAAAAGGAAGACAAUUCAUGGCAAUUCGCCACGAGCAAUCUUAUUCAUUGAAGCCUUAUGGGCAUCCAAUUGGAGGACAGAGAGACGGCAUGGACUGGAUGGCUAGAUGA